Lolium perenne is the source of this 1601-nucleotide messenger RNA. RefSeq lists its product as uncharacterized. The record is from RefSeq and is a predicted model, not a curated record. NCBI's taxonomy places the organism in Eukaryota, Viridiplantae, Streptophyta, Magnoliopsida, Poales, Poaceae.
GCAUCUCUAGUGGUUCCUCUAAAUGUGGUCCUCUAUAUCUCCAUAUAGAUGGUCAUCUAUAAAGAUUCCUUUUUAGAUGAUCUCAGUUUUUCAGUGGUUCCUCUAUAUCUAGGACAUCUAAAUUCUCUCUCAUAUAGUUUAGUAAUAUUUCAAACGGCUAUAUUUCAAACGGCUAUAUUUCCAACGGCUAUAUUUCCAAUGGCUAUAUUUCCAGGUCCAUAUAUACCACCCCUCCCACCUCUCAUCCAACACUCCUCGCUUUUCCUUCUCUCAUCUCUCUUUUGAAUUCCUCUGUCCAACACCGAAAAAUGAUGAAUGGAGAAUUUUCCUCAUUGGAUAUGCUCAUGAAUUCGUCGUCGUCUUCAUCUGAUGACGACGAACUCAUUCUUGCAGCAUUUGGAGAGCGUGAGGAGGAAGAGAAGAGGAAUGCUCGAUGCCAUGGCGGUUCCAAGCAUGGGCGUCAGACAAUUGACCGAGCAAGAGAUGCCGGAUUUGUUCUCCUCUGGAAUGACUACUUCAGAGAAAAUCCUCGCUAUCCCGAACACUUUUUUCGGCGAAGGUUUAGGAUGUCCAGUACUUUGUUUAAGCGCAUAUCCGAUAGUAUACUUGAACAUGAUUAUGAUGGUUAUUUUACGCAAAAAAGAAGUGCUUGUGGACUUCUUGGGUUGCAUCCGUUGCAAAAGAUGACUGCAGCAAUGCGGAUGCUAAGUUAUGGAAUAGCAGCUGAUGGUGCCGAUGAGUACAUCCGGUCGGCAGAAGCUACUAAUCUAGAGGCUUGCAAGAAGUUUGUGAUCAAAAUUUGUGAAAUCUUUGGGGACGAAUACCUGAGGUCUCCAAAUGAAGAUGAUAUUGCAAGAUUACUUGCAGUAGGGGAGGAAAGAGGAUUUCCUGGUAUGUUAGGGAGUAUAGAUUGCAUGCACUGGGGCUGGAAAAAUUGCCCAAAAAAAUGGCAUGGCAUGUUUAAAGGCCAUGUAAAAGAGCCCACAAUGAUCUUGGAGGCAGUUGCUUCAAAGGAUCUUUGGAUUUGGCAUGCAUUCUUCGGUUUACCAGGGUCAAACAAUGAUAUAAAUGUUCUUGACCGUUCUCAUGUCUUUGCAAAGCUAGCAGAGGGUAAAGCUCCAGAAGUGAAUUAUACCAUCAAUGGUCAUCAAUACACAAUGGGGUAUUACCUUGCAGAUGGUAUAUAUCCAAAGUGGGCAACACUUGUGAAAACCAUACCAGCUCCAUCAACCAGAAAGAAGAAAUUAUUUGCUAAAAGGCAAGAGGCGGCUAGAAAGGAUGUGGAACGCGCCUUUGGAGUUCUCCAAGCCCGUUUUGCCAUUGUUCGAGGACCUGCGAAAGGAUGGAAGCGUAAAGAAAUCGGCGAUGUCAUGAAAGCUUGUGUCAUAAUGCACAAUAUGAUAGUUGAAGAGGAGCGGCACACUGGUCGCCAAAAUUACAGUUAUGAGGCAAUGGGAGAAAGAGUCACAGUAUCUCGCACUCACGCAGAAGAGCUGAGUGCUUUCAUUCAGAUGCAUCAACAGAUUAGAAACCAACAUGAUCAUUUUCAGCUUCAAGAUGAUAUAGUUGAGCACCUUUGGCAAAAGUUUGGACACGAGUGA